CGACCUCACUUGCAAUCAAGGAGCUCGACUCGAUACUUGACCAUCACUCCACAGAACAACCACAACCAUCACCAUGCCCAACACGACCCACACGAUCGCUGUCACUGGUGUGACCGGCAAUCUCGGUGCCCUGGCCGUUGAGAAGCUGUUGGCACGCGGUCAGCCGGCGUCCCAGAUUGUUGGCCUGGCUCGCACGCCGUCCAAGGCCGCUGCGCUUCAGGCCAAGGGCGUCACGAUUCGCACUUUUGACUUUGAGCAGCCCGCGACCACGCUGGCCAGCGCCCUCGCGGGCGUCGACUUUUUGCUGCUCGUCUCGUCGAGCGAGGUCGGCAAGCGCGCGGCGCAACACCAGCAUGUCAUUGACGCGGCCAAGUCGGCGGGUGUGAAGCUGAUCGCCUACACCUCCCUUCUGCAUACCGACACGUCGGCCCUGACCGUGCUGCCGGCAGAGCACAACGCGACCGAAGCCGCCCUCAAGGCCAGCGGCGUGCCCCACGUGCUGCUGCGCAACGGCUGGUACAACGAGAACUACGAGAGCUCGAUUGGUGGUGCCGUGGCGCAGGGCAAGCUCAUGGGUGCUUCGGCUGAGGGCAAGAUUGCGUCGGCGUCCCGUGCCGAUUAUGCCGAUGCCGCCGCAGCUGUGCUGCUGGCCGACGAUGCCGUUGCACAGCAUGCCGGCAAGACAUACGAGCUGGCUGGUGAUGAGGCGUACACGCUGGCUGAGCUGGCCGGCGAGGUGCAGAAGCAGAGUGGCAAGACGGUCGAGUAUGUGCCUCUUGAUCGCGAUGCCUACAAGGCGGCCCUCGAGUCCAUCGGCCUGCCCGAGCCCAUUGCGGAGAUGCUCGCCGACUCGGACAACGGUGCAGCCCAAGGUGGUCUGUUUGACAACAGCAAGACGUUGAGCGCACUGACGGGCAAGCCUACCACGCCCAUUGCCGAGACGGUGGCCGCAACGCUCAAGCAGUAAAAGGCUCUGUUAGCCGCUCUCCCACCCAUGUCGGCCGUGCCGUGACAGGGGUCUAGCCCCCCUGUUCUGUUGAUUGCUGUCCUGUGAUCCAUCCUCCGCAUUACUACCUGCAUCCCAUAUUUGCAAUUUAGCCUGAGAAGCUC
Molecule: messenger RNA, 1110 nt
Organism: Monosiga brevicollis MX1
Lineage: Eukaryota; Choanoflagellata; Craspedida; Salpingoecidae
Exons: 1
Coding region: 74-967 (297 amino acids)
Source: RefSeq, a predicted model, not a curated record